Suillus plorans is the source of this 2985-nucleotide messenger RNA. RefSeq lists its product as uncharacterized. Gene Ontology annotation, biological process: intracellular calcium ion homeostasis; calcium ion transmembrane transport. NCBI's taxonomy places the organism in Eukaryota, Fungi, Basidiomycota, Agaricomycetes, Boletales, Suillaceae. The record is from RefSeq and is a predicted model, not a curated record. Bases 1 to 2985 code for a protein of 994 amino acids. Gene Ontology annotation, molecular function: ATP binding; ATP hydrolysis activity; P-type calcium transporter activity. The transcript is spliced from 12 exons. Gene Ontology annotation, cellular component: membrane.
AUGGACCAUCCUUGGGUUAAUACCCCGGAACAAGUCCUAGAGCACUUCGGCGUCGACAGCUCUCGCGGACUCACUGCAGCUCACGCCGCAAAGCAUGCUGAAGUGUAUGGAAAAAACGAACUUCCAGAAGAACCUCCGACUCCACUAUGGGAGCUUAUCCUAGAACAGUUCAAGGAUCAGCUGGUGAUGAUCCUGCUUGCGUCAGCAGUUAUAUCCUUCAUUUUGGCAUUGCUAGAUGACUCUGAGGAUACCACUUUAUUUGGAGCAUUUGUCGAACCCAUCGUCAUAUUGCUCAUUCUUAUCGCGAAUGCAACUGUUGGAGUGGUACAAGAAACAAACGCAGAGCAAGCCAUAGACGCCUUGAAGGAAUAUUCCCCAGAUGAGGCCAAAGUCCUCAGGUCCGGCCAAUUAGCCCAUAUUCACGCUUCUGAACUCGUUCCAGGUGACAUCGUGUCAGUCUCAGUUGGCGACAAAAUUCCGGCGGAUUGCAGAAUCUUGUCCAUAUCCUCUAGUAGCUUCAGGGUAGACCAGGCCAUCCUCACUGGCGAGAGCGUUAGCGUGAACAAGUCGGUCGACGUUGUCUCUGACACAGGCGCCGUGAAACAGGACAUGACAAACAUGCUCUUCUCUGGUACCACAGUAGUCAAUGGGAGUGCGCGAGCCAUCGUCACUUUCAUUGGUAUGAAGACCGCUAUCGGCCACAUUCAUCAUUCAAUCUCGCAGCAAAUUAGUGAAAAGACUCCGCUCAAACGCAAACUCGACGAUUUCGGUGACAUGCUGGCCAAAGUGAUCUCCGUCAUAUGUAUCCUGGUAUGGUUGGUCAAUUUCCGGCACUUCUGGGACCCUGCACACCAUGGCGUAAUGAAGGGUGCUAUCUAUUACUUCAAAAUUGCCGUGGCUCUUGCUGUAGCUGCGAUCCCAGAAGGCCUUGCUGCCGUCAUUACAGCAUGCCUGGCUUUAGGAACAAAGAAGAUGGCGCAGAAGAACGCGAUUGUCAGGAAUUUACCAAGCGUGGAGACCCUCGGAUGUACCAACGUCAUUUGCUCGGACAAAACGGGCACUCUCACUACUAACCAAAUGAGUGUUUCAAAGUUCCUCACCAUCAAUGCGCAAAGCGGCCUUCCAGAAGACCAUCACGUUGAAGGUACAACUUAUUCCCCACACGGCUCCAUCACCUCUACCAAAGGAAAGGGCGUGGAUCUGCAGUCUGAUCCUCUCAGGCGUCUCGCGGAGAUUAGCGCCAUCUGUAAUGAUGCAAAGAUCGUCUACAACUCUGACAAGGCCUCAUACAGUAAUGUGGGGGAGCCGACUGAAGCUGCCUUGAAAGUUCUCGUAGAGAAGAUUGGUUGUCCGAGCAAAGAAGUAUCCCAGUCCCUUCCCACACUUUCGCCGUCUGUGCGGGCGAGUGUAGUGAAUGAGUACUAUGAGCGUUCCAUCCCGAAGCUACUCACCAUGGAAUUUUCACGUGACCGCAAGAUGAUGUCUGUCCUUGUACGGCUGAAUGGAAAGGGUGCCCUCUUUGUCAAAGGAGCCCCCGAGUCUGUCUUGGAGCGGUGUACUUCAGUUAUGGUGCAUGGCAAGGUCAUUCCAUUAACUGCAGAGCUACGUAAAAUACUCCUCGCCCAAACGGUUUCUUACGGGUCCAUUGGUCUUCGCACUCUGGCCUUCGCCUACGUAGACGUUCAAGACGUUGAUCCCGCUCACUAUCAAAGUCAAGACACUAGCGAUUAUGCUCGCUUUGAACAGAAUCUGGUGUUCGUUUCUCUUGUUGGAAUGCUCGAUCCUCCAAGACCGGAGGUCCGUCUCGCUGUUGCGAACUGUAAAGCCGCUGGUAUUCGUGUUAUCUGCAUCACUGGCGAUAAUAAGGGUACUGCAGAAACGAUCUGUAGGCAGAUUGGAAUCUUCGGGGAGAAUGAAGACUUGACAGGGAAGAGCUAUACUGGCCGGGAACUAGAUGAUCUCAGUGCUGAGGAGAAGAUCAAGGCUGUACAACGUGCUAGUCUCUUUACUCGAACAGAACCAGCGCACAAGAGCCAACUUGUUGAUAUCCUGCAAGGUCUUGGGCUUGUUGUAGCGAUGACUGGCGAUGGUGUAAACGAUGCUCCAGCACUGAAAAAGGCAGAUAUCGGAGUCGCCAUGGGAAGUGGUACUGAUGUUGCCAAACUAGCUGCCGAUAUGGUGCUCGCGGACUCCAACUUUGCAACUAUAGAGCUUGCGGUAGAAGAAGGUAGACUCAUAUACAACAACACUAAGCAAUUUAUCCGAUACCUAAUCUCGUCAAAUAUUGGCGAAGUCGUUAGCAUAUUUUUGACUGUUCUGCUCGGCAUGCCAGAAGCCCUUAUCCCAGUACAACUCUUGUGGGUCAACCUUGUUACGGACAGUUUGCCUGCCACCGCCCUUGGGUUCAACCCACCUGAUCAUUCUAUCAUGCGGGUCCCUCCAAGAAACAGUCGAGAGCCUCUUGUUGGAAAAUGGCUGUUCUUCCGUUACAUGGUCGUUGGUACUUACGUCGGAUGUGCUACCGUGUUCGGAUAUGCGUGGUGGUUCAUCUUCUACUCAGAAGGGCCGCAGAUCACAUUCCAUCAACUCACGCAUUUCCACCAAUGCUCUACACUCUUUCCAGAAAUUGGCUGCGAGAUGUUCACGAACGUUAUGGCGCAUCGGGCGACAACCAUGAGUCUGUCGAUUCUGGUAACGGUAGAGAUGUUCAACGCAAUGAACUCGUUAUCUGAAAAUGAGAGUCUGCUACGUUUACCCGUGUGGAAGAACCCGUUCCUUGUGGGAGCAAUAACUCUUAGCAUGGCACUUCAUUUUGCUAUUUUGUAUAUUCCAUUCUUCACGGCGUUGUUUCAAAUAACACCGCUGAACUGGGCUGAAUGGCAAAUGGUUUUGUAUCUCAGCUUGCCUGUCCUUGCCAUCGACGAGGUCCUAAAAUUUGUGACGACCAUGUUUAUUGACCCUCCCACCCAAGUGGAGUUGAAAUGA